Sipha flava (yellow sugarcane aphid) is the source of this 1929-nucleotide messenger RNA. Its product is annotated as major facilitator superfamily domain-containing protein 12-like. Gene Ontology annotation, cellular component: membrane. Gene Ontology annotation, biological process: carbohydrate transport. The record is from RefSeq and is a predicted model, not a curated record. The transcript has 10 exons. Gene Ontology annotation, molecular function: symporter activity. Lineage: Eukaryota; Metazoa; Arthropoda; Insecta; Hemiptera; Aphididae. The coding region runs from base 278 to 1816 and encodes 512 amino acids.
UAUGAGAUAAGUGGUCGCCAAAUGUCUGCGAUCGCUGGUUCGUUGGUACUGAGUUUACUCGUUUAACUCACGUUGAUGAAUAGUAAUUCCGCUGUAUCCGUUCAUUAUUUUAGUCCGGCGUUACUCUAGUCUUGCACGCGAGACGUACCUAUACUAUUGUUAAACGCAGAUAUAGGGCCGCAUGCGUUUUAAUAGUACAUACAAUAUUUUUUUUAGUUGAUUUUUUUUUUUCUAUUUUUAUUCCAUAAAUUAAUAUAUAUUAAAUAAAUAAUUAAAAAUGUCUACAAGUAAUAACCAAACGGAUCAGAAAAAAGAGGAUGACCAAAAACGCAUAGCCAUGCAACUUAACGGAGUAUCAGGUGAUGAAGGCAAAAUGUCAGACUCUCUCAAAUGGUUCGCGUUCAUGUCGUACGGCGUGGGGCAUGUACUCAACGAUUUGGUUGCCUCCAUGUGGUUCACAUACGCCCUGGUGUUCUAUCACUACGUCAUGCAAUUGUCGAGCAUCAACGCCGGGGCCGUGGUUCUGGUCGGUCAGCUGACGGACGCGGUCGCCACUGCCGCUAUUGGCGUGCUGUCCGAUAACGUCAACGUCUAUUGCACCGAUCGAUACGGCCGCCGAAAGACCUGGCACUUGUUUGGCAGUGUUUUGGUGUUCAUCAGUCUGCCGUUUGCGUUCUCGCCGCCAAUAUUGCCACAGGUCGAGAGCUCAGAGUUGAACACUGCCCUCUACUACUGUUUCUUCAUCGUUUUCUUUCAGAUCGGAUGGGCUUCCAUAGAAAACUCACACAUGGCACUAGCCUCGGACCUGACACCGAUCAGGGACGAACGAACGGCCUUGCUAUCUGUGAGAUAUAGCUUUACCGUUUUUUCAAACAUCCUGGUGUAUGUGGUCACGUGGAUCGUACUCAGGAGCAACAACGCGAACAAAACACAGUUCGGUCCUUCGGAACGAAAAGAAUUCCAAAUAGUUAUAUUGGUGAUUAUGAUUGUUGGAGCUAUGACUACUAUAAUAUUCCACAUUGGUGUACGUGAACCCCUGGCUAAUAACCGUAUGAAUCGAGAACUUCUGAUGACCGAAACUGAAGCUGAACGUGCUGCCAAUAGUUUUUGGUCCAUGUUCAAACGUUUUUCUCUUUACCAAACGGCUGUUGUAUAUAUGUGUUCUCGAAUUACAGUCAAUAUGACUUUGGUAUUUUUGCCAAUGUAUUUGCAAGACUAUUUAAAACUGACUGCAGAAAAACUAGCAUUGUUACCAUUGAUAAUGUUCCUUAGCAGUUUUGGUAUGUCGUUCCUCAAUAAGUUCAUGAAUAUGAAACUUGGUAGAAAGAUUACAUACUCCUUCGGUGUAUUGUUGUCUUUGGGUUCAGCGAUGUGGGUUUACUUUGGCAAUAGUUCUACAUUUGCUAAUUAUCAAAUUUAUGCAGUUACUGUAAUAAUAGGUAUUGCUUGUUCAGUCAUAUUAGUUACAAGUCAAGCAUUAACUACAGAUUUUAUUGGUGAUAAAACCCAUCGUGGUGCUUUCACAUUUGGAUUGAUGAGCUUCACUGAUAAAGUAUGUAAUGGAGCUGUAGUUAUGGCAGUGCAGUCUUUGCAUUGUGAAACUUGCCCAACUUACUAUCGCGAUAUCAUGGUUUACAAUUGGACGAUUCCAUCAUGUUUGGCAUUUAUUGCUGCUAUUAGUUUGCCAUAUGGUGGACGCCCUAAUACAACUGUUGUUGAUAUUCCACAAACACAACCGAGUAAUACUUUGGAUCAAUCGAAAAAAAAUCAAAUAGAAAAAGGACUUGAAGCUCUACCUAAUACAGUAGGUUCAUGACCAAAUAAUUAAUCUAGUCAUUACAACAAUGAUUGACAAUGUAUGGUAUCUGUUUAGUUUUUAUAAAUUAUAUCAUUGAAUUACAGUAAACAAGUAACUAUGUAUUUUUAAUU